Molecule: messenger RNA, 1899 nt
Organism: Stylonychia lemnae
Lineage: Eukaryota; Ciliophora; Spirotrichea; Sporadotrichida; Oxytrichidae
Source: the annotation of a GenBank genome assembly
AUGAAAGCAAAUUUCAGAAUAAGUCAGAGACACAAUUUAUCGUCUAGACUGGCAAGAGUUUCCGUUGCUUCUUCUAUUGAACCUAUGUCUAGAUGCUAAUCUGCCUGGAGAUAAUCCGAAUUUCAAAAGCACUCAUUGCAUAAGAUAGCGAGACCAAAUCCUCAUAAAUCAGAGCAUCUUAUUAGGAUAUCAAUCAAUGGCGGUGAUAACAGUGAUUUCUAACCUAACUAUGGGAAUCCACUUUUAGUUAGAAGUCCAUAGGCGUUUUCACCUAAAUAAUAGGACGCGGAAAGUGAUGAAUAAUAAGUAGAAAAGCUUCCUGAAGUUCCGCCUGAUCUUCUAAAAGAAAGGAAAAACAUAUUGAUUGCUGUUCUUGCAUCUCUAUUUACGAUACAGCUUUUUUUCUUGAACAUUGAGAGUAUUUUACCGACCUACAUAGAUGAUAAUCACAAAGGCCUGACUGAAACUCACACAUCUGUCAUCAUGAUUACUAUGGAAUUAGCAUGUUUUAUCUUGGCUCCUCUCGUUGGAGUUUAGCUUGAAAGAAUUGGCAAGAAAAACUCUAUUAUCAUCGGUUUCGUAAUUAUGGUAACAGAAAUUAUUAAAUUUAUUAAUACUUGCCAGGUUUUAUCCACAAUUGGUUUGGCAUUGACUGCAUUCAUUGAGGAUGACUGGUGGUAUUUUGGAAUCUGUAAUGUAGUCAGAUUAUUGCAAGGAUUAGGAGAUAUAGGAGUGUAAACUUCAUGCUAUUCGAUUCUGACAUCUAUUUUCCCUGAGAACAGAGAAAAAUACUUGGGAUAUGGAGAAGCUUCAGCUGGUGUUGGACUUAUGGUUGGCCCAGUAAUUGGUGGUUUACUUUAUUCGUAUUUGGGAUACUUUUGGUGCUUCAUAAUAUUCUCACUUAUCAUUUUAAUUACCACCGUUUUGUGUUUCUUUGUACUUCCUGCAUCACUAAAUAGAGUUGAAGAAAAUUUAGAUGAGAAUGGUGAGCAAGUCUAAAGCAAUGGUAGAGAAGUUACAUAUUGGAUGUUCUUAUCAAACAGAAGAGCGUUGUUUGCUUUUACUGGUUGUGGGAUUAUUUGUAUUCUGACAUCAUACUCAUCAGGCUAUUUAACUGUAGUGCUCUCGGAUUAAAUGAAUGUUUCCUCUGAGUAUAUCGGCUUGAUUUUGGCUCUUCCAGCAGCUGCUUAUAUAAUAAGUUCAAUAGCUGUUAAUUAUUUCGUCGAAUACAUACCUAGAAGAAUAUUUAUAUUCGCAACAUUCUUAGUAUAUACCUUUGCCAUAUUACUAAUGGGUCCUUCAUAACUAUUGGACUUCCCAAAAGAUUUGUAUAUCUUUUUGAUUGGAUAUUUUGUAUCAGGAAUAGCUCAAGGUUUUCUAUUCAUCCCCAUUCUACCCGAAGUUAUAGAUUCCAUAUAUAUUAAAACUGGGUAUACCGAAGGAGAAGAUUUAGUCUUCGAUGGUCUUGUUAGUGAUAAAGCCGCUGCACUUUAUGGAUCUUUCUAUUCACUAGGACUAAUCGUUGCUCCACUCUUAGGUAGUUGGGUUUAUUAGCUCGUCGAUAGCGAUUGGCCCCUUACUUGUGACUACUUCGCCAUUUUCGCUGCAUCAUUUAGUCUUAUAUUUUUCCUUGGAAAUGUGCUACCCGAUAUUUUAAAUGACAAAAAGGAAAAGGAAGAAUUAGAGGGUAAAAGAUCUGAAGCAAGAAGAUAGACCGACAGGUCAAUGUUUUUAAAGGGAAGAAAUUUCUCCAAGUUUUCAAGAAACGACAGCAUCAACGAUGUGCUAGGUACAGAAAAAUCAGAUAAAGAAGAAGAUUCUACUGGUCAGAAUCUCAAAUCAACAAUUGCAGAAACAGCAAAUUUCAAAGAUUCUAAAUUGCAAAAAUUCUUAUAUUGA